CCAGCCUCCUUCCGCUCUGCUUAUUUUGAGGGGCUGCUGCUGAAACGUUACUCAUUUGUUGCUCUUCGAAAUGCCAGACAGGAACAUGCCAGACAUGAACCGUAUGAACUCCUGUCAAGACACGCAUACACACAUACAUGGAUUAAAAAACAGUCCAGCGAUUCGGGACCUGGAAGAAAUCACUUCCUUCCUUGGCUCCUGGGGCCCGUUCCAGCGUUUAAUCUUCCUCUGCCUGGCAGUCAGUAUCCUGCCCAAUGGGUUCACAGGUGCCUAUAUCGUGUUUGUGGCGGACACGCCGCCCCACGAGUGUCUGGUACCCCCGGACAGUAACAUCAGCGAUGGCUGGAGGAACGUGAGCAUCCCCCUGGAAGAGGUGAAAGGAGUGCUGAGACGGAGCUCCUGCAGCAGGUACAAGCUGGACGCGCUCAGGAACUUCUCCUUGCUCGACCUAGACCCUCAUGUGGACGUGAACCUCAGUGAGGUCCCACAGGAGAGAUGCCUGGAUGGAUGGAAGUACAGCAAAGAGAUCUAUCAGUCCACCAUCGUCACCGAGUGGGAACUGGUGUGUGAAAAUGAGUACAAAGUCCCCCUGACCACUUCCCUCCAUUAUGCGGGAGCACUCGUUGGUACAUUUUUUUCAGGGCAAAUGUCAGACAGACUGGGCAGGAGGCCUACACUCUUUUUCAUGAUGGCCGUGCAGACACUGACCACGUUCGCUCAGAUCUUCUCGCCCAACUGGGAGGCCUUCACCAUCUGCUUCUUCUUUGUUGGUUUUGGCUCCAUCUCCAACUACUUGAUUGCCUAUGUGCUGGGCUGCGAGACGCUGGGGCCUAAGGAGCGUGUGGUCUUCACCUCCCUGGGGGUCUUCAUGAGCUCUGCAGUAGGCUACAUGGCCAUGCCUGCGGUGGCCUAUCUCCUACGCCACUGGAGGGGGCUGGUAGCCGCCAUGGCAGCAUCAGGACUGCUCUACAUUCCUCUGUGGUGGCUGGUCCCAGAGUCUCCGCGCUGGCUCCUGUCCCAGGGAAGGGUGGAGGAGGCCGAGGCCAUACUGAGGAAAGCAGCCAGGAUGAACAAGGUGGCCAUACCAGAUGUCAUCUUCACGCCCACUGAGAUUGAAAAUGCUCUUGCGAGGAGUGAGAAAAAACAUUCAGUUCUGGAUGUGCUUAGGAGCUGUAAUGUCUUUCUUAUGACAACAAUCUGUUCCCUUCUAUGGAUGGUCAUAACUCUGGGCUACUUCAGCCUGGUUCUGAACACGUCCAACUUGGCAGGAAGUCCCUACCUGAAUGCCUUCCUGGGUGCAGUGGUGGAGGUGCCCGCCUACAUCAUCGCCCUGCUGCUGCUGCGUUUCUGCCCUCGGAACAUCUGCCAGUCCUCCACCCUGCUGCUAGGGGGCACCGUCAUCCUUUUCAUACGAUUCAUCCCAUCAGACCUUUCAGGCUUGGCCAUCUUUCUGGAGAUGGUGGGCAAGUUUGGCAUCACGGCAGCCUUCUGUGUGGUGUACGCCGUGACCUCUGAACUCUUCCCCACCGUGGUACGCAACACUGUCAUGGGGAUCUGCUCAAUGGCCGCCCGCAUUGCCACCAUCUUGUCCCCCUUCAUUGUUUACUUAGGAAGAUUUUACCAGUUCCUGCCAUACAUCAUAAUGGGCACCCUGGCGGUGUGCGGGGGCUUGCUCGCCUUCCUGCUGCCUGAGACACACGGCAAAUCCUUACCUGAGAUCAUCACAGAAAUGCAGACCAUGAAAGGGUUAAAGAGAUGCAAGAAAAUGGAUCAAGGACUUAAACAUCACCCCCAAGUUCAAACUGAAUCAAAAUUUUAGUUGAUCUUAAAAUACUAAUUUUAUUCUAUUUUGCUUUGAAAGUGGUUGCAUUGUUUGUAUAGUUCAAGUGAUCAAAUGAUCAGAGAGUUAUUCUUGCGCUCGUAAGAUUUAGAGUUUGCAGCCAAUCUUAACUGGAGAGAAAACACCAGAGCAACACAGAAACCAUGCUUUUCUUAUUUUAAUUAAGUUUACUGCACAUGUUUUCUCUCCCGUUAAGAUAUCCUGCCUGUCUCCCAUCGAUGCACCUAUCGCUUGGAAUUUCUCCUUUGGGUUUGGAGGGAAUAUUGUACCAGUAGGAAGAAUGUAUAUAGGGGAGUAAAUCACUUUAAAUAAACUACAUUUCCAAAACAGAAAAGAUAGUGACAACGAAGUAUCACCAAAGUUAGUUGAGAUUUUGUUUCCUUGUUAGUUUGAACACAUUCAAAACCACCCCCCUCCUGUCCAUCCCUCCACCCAAACUGGGCCAUGGAUACAGCCACACUUGAGGUGUUGCGUUAUGUUCGUGAGGUGUUCGUGAGUAUCUACAGUACUAGACUAAUGCUUGAGCUGGACUAGCCCCAGGGCAGACUCUUGACAUCAUGUGUGUAUGUGUGUGUGCGUGUUGUGUAUGUACUCGUUUAACAACAACAAAAACCCGAACCCGAACCCCCGAACACUUGUUGUUCUGUAUAUUUCCUGUGAACUUUGUAUUUGCUAGUGAUGUUGACUAUGACAAUGUCCUCUUUUGAAAGUCGCUUUGGUUAUAAAGCGUCUGCCAAAUGCAAUGUAAAGUUCUGAAACGGCAUUGUAAAGAAUGCUCUGCUGUGUCUGGUGUAGGCAGUUCCAUUGAUUCUAGUGGAAGCGAAUUGUUACGUAUAUUCAUUAUGUCGGACAUCCAGGAGUUGGGGUUACAAGUCUCACGCCCUAACCGCUCAUGCAUGACUGCACAGCACAAGAGACCCCAGCAUGCCUCCAGGGCCAUAUUCCCUGGGUCUAAUACGUCGAAGUAUACUAACUAACUACUUACUAACUUCUAGAUGAGAAAGUCAUCCAAGGGUAUUUCACAUAGUCAUCUUAAAGUGAACCAAACAUAGCUUUCUUAAAACAAUAAAAGAAACUUUUUGGUAAAAGUACUAUAUACACGUAUGUGUAGGCUAAUUCAUGCUUGAGAAAUUAACCUAGGAAUGUUGUCCAUAGAAUGAAUCUAUACUGUACUGCAUGCCAGACAUGUGUCCAAAUGAUCACAAAGAUUUUAUCUUUGAUGUCUGUCUAUUCACUUUAAUUAAUGUAAUAAA
Messenger RNA from Engraulis encrasicolus (European anchovy), 3093 nucleotides. Its product is annotated as organic cation/carnitine transporter 2-like. The record is from RefSeq and is a predicted model, not a curated record. The transcript is spliced from 10 exons. Gene Ontology annotation, biological process: transmembrane transport; quaternary ammonium group transport. NCBI's taxonomy places the organism in Eukaryota, Metazoa, Chordata, Actinopteri, Clupeiformes, Engraulidae. Gene Ontology annotation, cellular component: membrane. The coding region runs from base 71 to 1819 and encodes 582 amino acids. Gene Ontology annotation, molecular function: quaternary ammonium group transmembrane transporter activity.